GUGGUCGGCAAAGGUCCAAAUUAUGCUUAUCGGGGCUCAAGUCGCGAAAUUGACCGAAGCCCAUAUCUCGCAUAUGCGCUGUUUGGGGCCUGAAUCUAUUGCCGUCGACAUUAAUUCUCGUAUAGAUGUAAUCAAAAUAGCUUCAGGCUAAGUUGGCGGGGUCCUGGCGAGCGCGACAUACAGCAUUUCGACUUGAGCUCUCGCUCAAAAUUAUGCCCGAGCACCAUCCAGGGACCUUAUUAUGCGUAAUGGGAUGUCAAUUCAUGGUCGGGGCGACAGUCUGGGCAUAGACCUUGCGAUCCCGCCCUUGACCCCCGGAGUGGUACCCGCGUGGCUUUACUGGACCCGCAUCUACUUAAACACAGCGCUCACUAUACUUGCCCUUGAAUAACCAUUAGCGUACCUAGUGAGGAAGCGGUUCCAAUUUGUUUCGCUUCCUUGCUCGCUGCGUAGUCGCCACAAACGGGCUUCGGGUCGAGGGGGCCCGAAAUCCCGAACUCGCACAGACUUCUGCAGCGGAGUGAGGGCUUGCGUUUUCAUAAUGUUACGCUUUGCAAUACAUACAUAGAAAGGCGCAUUAUUUGCACGACAAAUUUCGCUGCACUCGAGUUUCAAGGUUAUAACUCAAGUCAAAACUGGAAUAACCGGGAGGGCCCCCCGCGGCGAGCUCGAUGCGACCGCAAUGGCUAUUGCCCCUCCCCCUUCGGGGGAAGGGGCAAGCCAACCGGCUGACGUCUCGGAGCUCGCUGACAAUAACCCCCACGCCACACACUGGUGGCCAGCAACGACCCGGACGCGGGAAGACGGCUCUACCACCGUGCACUACAUCUCGGACCACAAUCGGGGCCUCCUGAAAACACUAGGCCUCAUCUGCCCCGCCCGGCUUGCGCUGUUCAAACUACGUCGAAAAGUGUGACCGAAAAUGCUUGAAAAAACGCAACACGCACAAGCGAACAUGACGUUGUAGAGCCGAGGCCAGUGAGCUAGCACAAGCAAAAAGAAAAGCGUGAGCAUGAGCAGCGACCGCAACUGCUACGUUACCUUUGACGAGAUAACCGCGCGCCAAGCUGCGCCACUCCGGCGUCCUAAUGCUUGUGAAUCUCAGCUGGUGUAUACGGCUGUCAGAGGCUGGGCUGGCGCAGACUGGCCGCAGACUACCAAGCGAAGGCUGCGAUGCGUUGUGAUAACGCGAACCCCAAGAGACCCACCUGGAACACAGCCAGGCAUCCGCGGUGAGCCAGGAGUAGUACGUACAUGCGAGGACAAGAGGAAAGAGAACAGCAGAAAGGAGGGUGCGGCAUGGCGAGUGUCAAAACGUUGAGGCCGGCGCAGAAAAUAAACCCGGGUGGCUGCUUAGCUGCGGCCGGGCUGACGUGAAGGCUGACUGGCUGCUGUAUAUGGUGAGCUGAGACUGGUAUGAAAGGCUGGUGCCGGCCAGGCGAGUUGGGCAUGAGGCGCUGCUGCAUGGGGACAUGACGCUCUGUAGGCCAUGGGGUAAACUGACGGGUGCGGACCGUAGUACGGUUCCCCACACCCGUCCAGGAACCGGCCCACGCACGGUGCAGCGGGGCCGGCCGGGUGGAGGAACCGGGCUGGCAGCUGGGCUGGACGUCGUGACGUUGAGCUCGACAAGAAUCUGGGCCCGGGGGGGGGGGCGGGGCGUGCUGGGGCGCUGCGGGCGUGCCGACGACGUCGGCGUGUCACAAAACCCCGAAGUCCACGUGAAAGCCAGAAGAGAUAAACGCUGUCAAGAAUAAAGCCAGCAACGUUCCAUAAAUAGUCUCAGUACAAACGAGAUUCGUGCAGGGCAUCGUGCCAACCGCGUGAAUGGUGGCUGCACCCGCAAGCGGGAGGCUGACCAGAAACAAGCCCAGCACACUCGCCUAGCCGACGCCCUGCGGGAUGCAGGCUGGGACGUAGUAUAUAAAAAGG
Chlamydomonas reinhardtii is the source of this 1932-nucleotide messenger RNA. RefSeq lists its product as uncharacterized. The record is from RefSeq and is a predicted model, not a curated record. The coding region runs from base 683 to 916 and encodes 77 amino acids. Lineage: Eukaryota; Viridiplantae; Chlorophyta; Chlorophyceae; Chlamydomonadales; Chlamydomonadaceae. The transcript has 2 exons.